Drosophila ficusphila is the source of this 2073-nucleotide messenger RNA. Its product is annotated as nose resistant to fluoxetine protein 6. The record is from RefSeq and is a predicted model, not a curated record. Gene Ontology annotation, molecular function: acyltransferase activity, transferring groups other than amino-acyl groups. NCBI's taxonomy places the organism in Eukaryota, Metazoa, Arthropoda, Insecta, Diptera, Drosophilidae.
AUGAUCCUGAUCCCCCUUCUGAUCCUUGGCCAAGGAUUACCUGCUGUGAAUGGUUACACCUCUAAGGAUCUGCUCACUUGGAUGCAGUCGAGUAACUUUGGCUACCAAGUGCUGCAGCAGGCUCUAAAUGACAACCAAUCUUCGACGGCAGAGGAGGCAUCCUGUUUGACCCAGGUUCGCCUGCUUCUCAAAGGAGCCGAGAACAAAUCCUUGCCAGCUCUUCGAGUUUUUGAUGCCUGGGGAAAGUUCCCACAGGGUUUGCUUUAUGGCCACUUUGCGGACAUGGGCAACUACGAAUCCUGCCUGAGUUUGGACUUGAAUAAAAGUUUGGGAAAUGGUAUUACCAUUACUGCUGGUGCCAAGUACUGUUUGAGCCACAUGCAAUUUGAGAGUUUGCUCCUGGAAGCCGCCGGUGCAGAUGCCCUCACUUUAAGCAUUGGAACUUGUAUUCCCGCAACCUGCUCGGCUGAACAACUCAACCGUUGGCUACAAGGACAUCUUCAGGAAAUGUUUGGCCAGAAUCCGACCGAAGCUCUUCUGGUGCAGGAACAGGAUUGCGCUUUGGCCCACAGAGAACCCUUGGGUGGACUAGACUGGUUUGCGAUAUGUGUUCUUAUCCUGUUAUGUGCUGUAGUUCUGUUGGCCACUAUUUUGGACUACAAUGAAGUUUCUGUAAACUAUCUAUGCACCUUCUCGCUAGUAAAAAGCUUACCCCAGUUGCUCAAAACCACCAAUUCUCCCUCGCCACGUGUGAUUCCCUGUUUGAAUGGAAUUCGCUGCCUGACCAUCAUCUGGAUUAUUCUUGGCCAUGGCUAUAUGUUCCUGCUGUUGGCCCCCAACAUUAAUGCCUAUGAUAUUGUGGCCUGGGCUCAGACGCCUUUUUCCAUGGUUAUGCAAAGUGGAUCGACCUCAGUGGAUACAUUCUUUCUACUCAGCGGUCUGCUUUUGGUUUUAACCUCCCUUCGAGAGCUCGAUCGCACCAAAGGUCGCCUUAAUGUGCCACUGAUGUACCUGCAUCGCCUGGUGCGCUUGACCCCCGUUUUGUUCCUGGCAAUCCUUAUAUUCAUGACAAUUUUCAAGCGAUUGGACAGCGGUCCUUUGUGGAAUCAGUUCACCGGCUCAACGGAACUGUGUAAAGAUUCCUGGUGGGCAACUCUGCUCUACGUUCAGAAUUAUGCCGCUCCUGGCAGGAUGUGCUUGGGCCAUACUUGGUAUCUGGCCGUCGACAUGCAACUGUAUAUUAUCUCGCCACUUCUGCUGAUUGCCCUCUACAAAUGGGGCAAAAUGGCUGUGGGCGGCAUUGUCCUUUUGAUCUGUUUGCUGUUCGGCUGUGUUUUCAGUAUAGUUAUGCUGAACAAUCUGCAGGUCUUCGAUCGUCAUGGAAACCUUGGUGGUGAUAGCACCGAAAUGCGGAUGAUCUACUACCCAACUCACGCCAGAGCAACUCCUUGGUUGAUUGGACUGCUUUUUGGUUACUUUUUGCAUCAUCAGGGAGGAAGAAAGACCCGUCUGCCCAAGUUGGUGGCUUUGUUGCUGUGGAUUCUGAGUCUUUCCCUGUUUGCCACAGUGAUCUUCGCUGUGUAUCCUUUCACUCAGGAAGGAGUGGAGCCCAUUACCCCACUGGCUGGCGCUUUCUAUUUGUGCUGCAGUCGCAUCGCCUGGCCUUUGGCCUUGUGCUGGAUUAUUUGGGCUUGUCAGAAUGGUUUGGCUCCCAUUAUAAACGAUCUACUUAGUUGGUCCUUCUGGCAGCCAAUUUCCAAGUUGUCCUACUGCCUCUACAUAUGGCAUUUACUGGUGGAAACGGUUCACAUUGGGCGCACCAAGACAAGUCUCCAUUUUUCGGAUUACGAUGCUAUUCUCCGCUUUUGGUCAGACUUUGGCAUUACCAUUAUGGUAUCCUUGUUUAUGCAUCUUUUCGUUGAGGUUCCUUUUGGUCGACUUGAAAUGGAGUUACUGAAAAAACGCCAAAUGGUAGUUCCAAAUACUCAAACUUCUGCUGUGGAAACAUCGACUGAACCCACCGAAUCGAUUCCGGCCACCAGCAUUUCCAAACAGAAUUUAGUUGUUCCCUAA